GGCUGCGGGGGCGGACCCUGCCGCUUCUCCGCACGCCGGUUCCGGUCUCGCGGCGGGCGCGGGUGUUUUCAGGCCUCAGCGACCCGCGGUGCCCGGGAGCAUCAUGGCCGCGGCCGCGUGGAUGCCGGCGGUUUCUCGAUUGCUAGGUGCUUUCAAAAGCCAAAAACAGGUGACCAGAAGUUUUAGUAGUGCUGUACAAACAGUAACUUUAAUCCCAGGAGAUGGCAUAGGACCUGAGAUUUCUACUGCUGUCAUGAAGAUCUUUGAUGCUGCCAAAACUCCUAUUCAGUGGGAAGAAAGGAAUGUUACAGCUAUCCAAGGACCAGGAGGGAAGUGGAUGAUUCCUCCAGAUGCCAAAGAAUCCAUGGAUAAAAACAAAAUGGGAUUAAAAGGGCCUUUAAAGACCCCAAUUGCUGCAGGCCACCCAUCCAUGAACCUGCUCCUGCGUAGAACCUUCGACCUUUAUGCAAAUGUCCGUCCCUGUGUCUCAAUCGAAGGGUACAAAACCCCAUACACAGAUGUGAACAUUGUCACAAUUCGAGAGAACACAGAAGGUGAAUACAGUGGAAUUGAGCACGUGAUUGUUGAUGGUGUUGUGCAAAGUAUCAAGCUGAUCACAGAAGAAGCCAGCAAGCGUAUUGCAGAAUUUGCUUUUGAGUAUGCCAGAAACAACCACAGAAGCCAUGUUACUGCUGUGCACAAAGCAAACAUUAUGAGAAUGUCUGAUGGGCUUUUCUUGAGAAAAUGCAGGGAAGCAGCAGAAAACUGUAAAGAUAUUAAAUUUAAUGAAAUGUACCUGGAUACUGUGUGUCUGAAUAUGGUUCAAGAUCCAUCGCAGUUUGAUGUGCUUGUUAUGCCAAACUUGUACGGUGACAUCCUCAGUGACUUGUGUGCUGGACUGAUUGGGGGUCUUGGAGUAACACCAAGUGGCAAUAUUGGUGCUAAUGGAGUUGCCAUUUUUGAAUCGGUUCAUGGAACAGCGCCAGACAUUGCAGGAAAAGACAUGGCAAAUCCAACUGCCCUUCUGUUGAGUGCUGUGAUGAUGUUGCGUCACAUGGGACUACACAAGUAUGCUGCAAAAAUUGAGACAGCUUGCUUUGAAACAAUUAAAGAUGGAAAGGUCUUGACAAAAGACUUGGGAGGUAAUGCCAAGUGUUCGGAAUUCACAGAGGAGAUCUGCCGCAGAGUAAAGGACAAAGACUAAAUAUUUUCUCAUACUACCUGUAAUAACUCCAACAGGACACAGCACACAAAGUACAUUAUAUAUGAUAUGUAUACACGUACAGUUUGCUUGUCUUGAGAGCAAACUUUUUAGUUAGGGCCUCUCCAUUAAUAAAGUCAGUCCAAAUGGCUAUGAAUGA
This is a messenger RNA of Melopsittacus undulatus (budgerigar), 1361 nucleotides long. RefSeq names its product isocitrate dehydrogenase (NAD(+)) 3 catalytic subunit alpha (gene IDH3A). Gene Ontology annotation, cellular component: mitochondrion. The coding region runs from base 104 to 1204 and encodes 366 amino acids. The transcript is spliced from 11 exons. The record is from RefSeq and is a predicted model, not a curated record. Lineage: Eukaryota; Metazoa; Chordata; Aves; Psittaciformes; Psittaculidae. Gene Ontology annotation, biological process: tricarboxylic acid cycle; isocitrate metabolic process. Gene Ontology annotation, molecular function: isocitrate dehydrogenase (NAD+) activity; NAD binding; magnesium ion binding.